Messenger RNA from Dinoponera quadriceps, 940 nucleotides. RefSeq names its product tRNA 2'-phosphotransferase 1. Gene Ontology annotation, molecular function: tRNA 2'-phosphotransferase activity. NCBI's taxonomy places the organism in Eukaryota, Metazoa, Arthropoda, Insecta, Hymenoptera, Formicidae. Gene Ontology annotation, biological process: tRNA splicing, via endonucleolytic cleavage and ligation. The record is from RefSeq and is a predicted model, not a curated record. The transcript is spliced from 2 exons. The coding region runs from base 307 to 915 and encodes 202 amino acids.
AUUCCAGAAUGUUAUUUCAAAAUGAUCUAAAACUUCGUCCAAUGAAAAGUGUCGCCACUGUUCUGUUCACAAGUGUGCAUGUACGCUAUGACACAAUAAUGGCCUAUGGAGGAGCAUGUUCGAACAUCCGGUAGUCGGGCAUGAUAAGAAGAGUACAUUUUGGUGUCCGUGCAAACGCCUAGAUACGAUUCAUUCCGUGCCGAAGACAUGCUAGUCAAGUAUAUGCAAUUAUUGUGAUUAUAAAUUGAUGAGUAUUCCGUAAACUUGCCAUUUCCACAAGGAAUACAAACAUCAAGACGUAUAUCUAUGACACAGGAUCGGGGUAAAGGUGACCUUGUUCUCAGCAAAAAGUUAUCAUAUUUCUUACGUCAUGGUGCUGUAAAGGAAGGUCUGACUAUCAAACCCAACGGUUUUGUCCCGAUAGAAGAAUUGUUAAAGAAGUCAUUGCCUAGUUACACCAUUGAUGAUAUCAAGAGAGUGGUGAAGAACAACAACAAACAAAGAUUUACCCUAAAUGAUGCUGAUGGCGUCUUAGAGAUAAAAGCAAAUCAAGGCCACUCCCUAAGCGACAUAACUGAGUUGAGUUUAAAAGUACUUGAAUCUGUUGAUUUUGAUAUAAUUCACGGGACUUAUUUUAAACACUGGACGAAGGUAAAGACUGAAGGUCUGUCUCGUAUGAGGAGAAAUCAUAUUCAUUUCGCUAAAGGAUUGAAUUCUAUCAGUGGCUUACGCAAAACCGCAGAAGUCUUCAUUUAUAUUAAUUUCGAUAAGGCCAAGAGAGAUGGUUUAAUAUUUUUUGAGUCGGAGAAUGACGUUGUUCUCUGUGCUGGAAAUUCACAAGGAUUUAUUGGAACGACGUAUUUUCUGAAAGCGAUCAAUAAAGAUGGUCAAGCUCUAAGCUUUGAUCGGGAAUAAUGGUUCUUGCUUUCCUUUCAUUUCU